AUGGCUACGCAGUCACCAGCAGGAGGCGCUCCGUCUCAUGCGCAAUCGUCUUUACCGUCAUUACCAGCACAUUUGCAAUCAGACACCCAUCUAACAGCCCAUUUAGCUAGCCGUUUCCAUGUCGGAUUACCAACGGCCCGACUCUCAUCCCAGGCCCUGAUCAGUCUAAACACAUACACGACAUCAACUAAAGGUCCUGAUGGGGGCAAAGAGGGCAGUGCAAUGGGAGAGGCGGAGGACCUGGCCAAACGUGCCUUUACACGUCUCGGCGCCCGGGGAGAAAAUCAGGCCGUUGUUUUCCUUGGUGAGAGCGGAUCUGGAAAGACGACAAUCCGCUCCCACUUGUUGUCCGCAUUCCUUUCAUUCUCCCAGACCCCAUUGUCGUCAAAGCUAUCUUACGCGGCGUUUCUCUUCGACACCCUGACAACUACCAAAUCCUUGACGACACAGACAGCCUCAAAAGCUGGACUAUUCUUGGAGCUGCAAUAUGAUGGCUCGUCUUCUGUCAACCCAACUCUUAUUGGCGGAAAGAUCAUUGACCAUAGACUUGAACGGAGUCGGAUCACCUCUGUACCGACCGGAGAGCGAAGUUUCCACGUGCUGUACUAUCUUCUAGCUGGAACUAGUCCAGCUGAAAAGGCUCACUUAGGCUUCGACAAAACCGUCCAUGUAUCGACCUCUUCAGGCGCCGUUGGCCAUAAGAGGUGGAGGUACCUGGGCCACCCGACUCAACUGAAGGUGGGGGUCAAUGAUGUGGAGGGCUUUCAGCAUUUCAAGACAGCUUUGAGAAAAUUAGAAUUCCCACGCAGCGAGAUCGCCGAAAUUUGUCAGAUCCUUGCUACAAUUCUCCAUAUUGGACAGUUGGAGUUUGCCAGUGGGCAAGCCACAACCACUCAUGCGGAAGAAAGUGGUGGUUAUUCACAUGAGGGUGGCGAGACAGUCACUAUUGUGAAGAACAAAGAUGUGCUGUCUAUCAUCGCUGCAUUCCUGGGUCUGUCGGUUGAAGACCUCGAAAAUAGCUUCGGCUACCGAACUAAGACCAUCCACCGGGAACGAGUAACGGUCAUGCUGGAUCCCAAGGGGGCCCGACAAAAUGCCGAUGAGCUUGCACGAACCAUAUAUUCCCUUCUAGUCGCCUACGUAAUUGAAGCCGCCAACCAGCGGAUCUGCGCAGCGGAGGAUAGCGUUGCGAACACUAUCUCUAUUGUCGACUUCCCUGGUUUUGCCCAGGCCUGCGCCACCGGUUCUACUCUGGAUCAACUUCUCAACAAUGCAGCUACUGAAUUGUUGUACAACUUCUGUCUGCAGUCAUUCUUCGAUCGAAAGGCAGACGAGUUGGAGCGGGAAGAGGUUUCGGUGCCCGCAACAAGCUACUUUGAUAAUACUGAUGCUGUCCGCGGCUUGUUGAAGCAUGGCAAUGGACUACUCAGUAUCCUUGACGAUCAAACGAGGCGCGGGCGGACCGACAAUCAAUUGCUAGAAUCUCUGAGAAGACGUUUUGAGAACAAAAACCCUACUAUCAUUGUGGAGGGCUCAAAGAGGACCAGCUUGAUCUCACAAAAUGCUCGGUCCGCUUUCACCGUAAAGCACUUUGCCGGUGAAGUGGAUUAUUCUGUCAACGGCCUAAUUGAGGAGAAUGGAGAGUUUAUCUCCGGCGACCUUAUGAGGCUUAUGAAAUCCACCAAAAGCGACUUCGUCAGGGAGCUCUUCGGACAGGAGGCCUUGCAAACAGUCACCCAUCCUAAGGAGAAGACGGCCAUCAUGCAAGCGCAAGUCAGCUCAAAGCCCUUGCGUAUGCCUAGUAUGGCUCGACGCAAGACAAGCCCAUCUUCACGACUGGCUUUCGAUGCGCCAGCCGCGGGAGAUGCAGAUGAGGUUGAGAGUCAAGCAGAGAGCACCGCAAAGGAUUCAUCUUCCGGCAGACGGAAAAGCGCUAUGCUCACUAGUGGCAUACAAGGUGCCGCUGGUCAAUUUCUUUCCUCGCUGGACAUUGUUAAUAAAUGCCUGAGCUCGACGAACCUGAACCCCUACUUCAUUUUCUGUCUGAAGCCGAACGACCGGCGCAUUGCAAAUCAGUUUGACAGCAAAUGCGUGCGAGCACAAGUACAGAUGUUCGGUAUUGCUGAAAUAAGUCAACGGCUACGCAACGCGGACUUCAGCGUUUUUCUUCCAUUCGCUGAGUUUCUUGGUCUGGCGGAGAUUGGCAACAUCGUGGUUGGCAGUGAUAAAGAGAAAGCCGAAGUCGUCCUCGAUGAGAAGCGUUGGCCGGGCAAUGAGGCUAGAGUUGGCAGCACUGGUGUAUUCCUGAGCGAGCGAUGCUGGGCCGAUCUGGCAAAAGUCGGAGAGCGUGUUGUUCCUGUGUAUGCUGCUGAUAUGUCGGAUGAAGGAGGUGAUGGUUUGCUCCACCCUCGUAGCACUGGCUACGGGGAUUCCAAAGUCCGACUUCUCAACCCAGCCGAUCAGUCCCCUGGAGCGUUCAUCUAUGGUGACGAGGCGAAACAGGGUUACUUCGGAAGCCGUGAUCUCGAUGGACGCUCUGAUGCCGGUAAUUCUGCCUUCAACUCUGGGGAUAUGUUUCGAAACCAUGAAACGCGGGAGCAGAUGCUCGAGAAGGGAAAUGAGAAGAAAAUGGAAGAAGUCGAUGAGGUGCCCGUCUCCGGUAGUCGCAAGCGUUGGGUAGCGCUCGUUUACCUGCUCACAUUCUACAUCCCGGACUUCUUGAUCAAACUCUUUGGCCGGAUGAAGCGCAAAGACGUGCGAAUGGCCUGGCGUGAAAAGUUCGCCAUCAAUCUGAUCAUUUGGUUCAGCUGUGGGGUCGCCAUCUUCUUUAUUGUCGCAUUUCCUGGGCUGGUUUGUCCCACGCAACACGUUUACUCUGCAGCGGAAUUGUCUUCGCACAAUGGCAAGGACGGACAUAAUUCAUUCAUUGCUAUUCGCGGUGCCGUUUUCGACUUGGACAAAUUCAUGCCAAGCCACUAUCCAAAUAUCGUGCCCGAAUCGGCUUUGAAAAAGUACGCGGGUGUCGAUGCUACUGGUCUCUUUCCGGUGCAAGUGUCUGCACUCUGUCAGGGCAAGUCGGGAAGCGUUGAUCCCACGGUUCUAUUAGACUACAGACCGACCAAUAUCUCGGGAUCAGCAACUACGAUCAGCGGCACAGAUACCAACUCUGUAUACCAUGACUUCCGGCACUUCACCAACGACUCCCGGCCUGACUGGUUCUAUGAACAAAUGGUGACGCUCAAAGCAAAUUACCUCAAAGGUUAUGUUGGGUAUACGCCAAAGUAUUUGAAUACCCUCGGUAAAAAGUCACAGUCUAUUGGCAGCAUCAAUGGCAAGGUUUAUGAUUUGACCAGCUACAUCGCUGGUGGUCGGCUGACGAAAGCACCUCCCGGCGAGUCGGUUCCUGCGGAUGUUGACACGGAUUUCAUGGACAGCAAUGUUGUGUCGCUCUUCCAAUCGCUUCCUGGCCAAGAUUUGUCAAAACACUGGGAGAAUUUGAAGAUCGACUCGGCGCUGCGUCAUCGGAUGCAACUUUGCUUGGACAACCUCUUCUUCGUCGGCGAAGUGGACACGCGUAACUCAGCUCAGUGCGAGUUUGCUCGGUACUUCAUCCUCGCGAUAUCAGUUCUCAUUUGCUCGAUCAUCGUCUUCAAGUUCCUUGCUGCGCUACAAUUCGGUAGGAAGAACGUGCCCGAGAAUCUGGAUAAGUUCAUCAUCUGUCAAGUCCCUGCCUACACAGAAGACGAGGAAUCUCUUCGCCGUGCCAUUGAUUCUAUGGCACGCAUGCGGUACGACGACAAGCGCAAGCUUCUUGUUGUUAUCUGUGACGGUAUGAUUAUUGGUCAGGGGAACGAUCGUCCCACGCCCAGGAUUGUCCUCGACAUCUUAGGGGUCCCAGAGUCAGUGGACCCUGAACCCCUCAGCUUCGAGAGUUUGGGAGAAGGUCAGAAACAGCACAACAUGGGCAAAGUCUACUCGGGUCUGUACGAAGUCCAGGGUCACAUUGUCCCUUUCCUUGUGAUUGUCAAGGUCGGAAAGCCUUCGGAGGUCUCGCGCCCCGGUAAUCGAGGCAAACGUGACUCCCAGAUGGUCCUGAUGAGAUUCCUGAACCGUGUCCACUACAACCAUCCGAUGAGCCCUAUGGAACUGGAGAUGCACCACCAGAUCCGUAACGUCAUUGGUGUAAACCCCACGUUCUACGAGUUUAUCCUCCAAGUUGAUGCCGAUACAGUCGUCGCUCCUGAUUCAGCAACACGGAUGGUGGCUACUUUCUUGUCUGAUACUCGCCUUAUUGGUGUCUGUGGUGAAACUGCCUUGAGCAAUGCUAAAACUUCUGCGGUGACUAUGAUUCAGGUUUAUGAGUACUACAUCUCUCACAACCUCACGAAAGCUUUCGAGAGUCUUUUCGGUUCAGUCACGUGUUUGCCUGGAUGCUUCACGAUGUAUCGGAUCCGCUCUGCAGAAACCGCCAAGCCAUUGUUCGUCAGUAGAGAGGUCGUCGAAGCUUACGCUGAGAUUCGUGUUGAUACACUCCACAUGAAGAAUCUGCUUCAUCUGGGUGAGGAUCGGUACCUGACCACGCUUCUCCUCAAGCACCACUCCAAGUACAAGACCAAAUUCAUCUCGAGCGCCAAGGCCUGGACCAUUGCUCCUGAAAGUUGGACAGUCUUCCUUUCACAACGUCGUCGGUGGAUCAAUUCCACUGUCCAUAAUCUUAUUGAGCUGAUUCCAAUGCAACAGCUCUGUGGAUUCUGUUGCUUCAGUAUGAGAUUCGUCGUGUUUGUUGAUUUGCUCAGUACUGUGAUUCAACCUGUCACUCUUGCCUACAUCAUCUACCUCAUCUACUGGCUUGUCAACGACACAUCCUCGAUCCCCUACACUUCAUUAAUUCUACUUGCCGCCAUAUAUGGCUUACAGGCUCUUGUCUUCAUUGUUCGUCGGAAGUGGGAGAUGGUUGGAUGGAUGAUCGUGUACAUCCUUGCGCUACCUGUUUUCUCCCUCGCCUUGCCACUUUACUCUUUCUGGCACAUGGACGACUUUAGCUGGGGUAACACACGUAUCAUAACGGGAGAGAAAGGUCGCAAGGUCGUUAUCUCUGAUGAAGGAAAGUUCGAUCCCGCCUCGAUCCCGAAGAAGAAAUGGGAAGAGUAUCAGACAGAGUUGUGGGAGGCUCAGACUUCACGAGAUGAUCGUUCUGAAGUUUCUGGUUUCUCUUACGGCACCAAGUCCUACCAUCCCGCUCAAUCUGAGUAUGGGUUCCCGGGCUCGCGGCCCAUGUCACAGCUGGACCUACCUCGCUUCGGAUCCCGGAUGUCUUUGGCGCCAUCAGAGAUGAUGAGCCGACACAUGGACAUGGAAAUGGAGAAUCUGUCCCACUUGCCAAGUGACGAUGCCAUUCUCGCUGAGAUCCGCGAAAUUUUGCGGACAGCCGAUCUGAUGUCCGUGACAAAGAAGAGCAUCAAAUUGGAACUGGAGAGGCGCUUCGGUGUAAAUCUGGAUCUCAAGCGUCCUUAUAUCAACUCAGCCACCGAGGCAAUUCUUGCUGGUGCUCUAUGA
Messenger RNA from Aspergillus udagawae, 5556 nucleotides. It is a transcript of the gene chsE, whose product is annotated as chitin synthase class Va. Gene Ontology annotation, molecular function: cytoskeletal motor activity; ATP binding; chitin synthase activity. Lineage: Eukaryota; Fungi; Ascomycota; Eurotiomycetes; Eurotiales; Aspergillaceae. Gene Ontology annotation, cellular component: cell periphery; cell septum; myosin complex. The record is from RefSeq and is a predicted model, not a curated record. Bases 1 to 5556 code for a protein of 1851 amino acids. The transcript has 4 exons.